This is a messenger RNA of Zootoca vivipara (common lizard), 3493 nucleotides long. The record is from RefSeq and is a predicted model, not a curated record. Lineage: Eukaryota; Metazoa; Chordata; Lepidosauria; Squamata; Lacertidae.
UUCGUUUUUGCCCAGUCCGUUGGAGAAGCUUCGAAUCGCUGGUUCACUCCCGCUGGUUCCUGCUCCUUCAAGAGACUUUUAAAACGGUCAUAUUCGCUCUUUUCAGUCCUUUUCUCUUUUCACCCUUCUUAGUCAAUUGUUUUAAGUUAGAUUGUAUAUUUUAUACAUUCCUGCCUUUCCUUUUUCCCUUCCCUUCCCCCUCCCUUGCCCCCAGGGUGCUUCAACAUAUUUUAUACAUUCCUGCCUUUCCUUUUUCCCUUCCCUUCCCCCUCCCUUGCCCCCAGGGUGCUUCAACGGCCGGCCGUCUUCAACGGCCGUCAUGGCCGGGAAGCCUCCUUUCUUCAUCCCCCCCCCCUUUCCUCCCUCCCCCCACCUUGAAAGCCGAUUUUAUAAGGUAGCCUUUUUAUUCCGGCCUUACCUUUCUGCAAUUAUUGUUGUUGUUUUUUUGGGUAAUUUUGUGGCUUCGUGGGCGGUUUUUUUCCUGGGGGGUUGGUUGAGCUCCGGAGGGCGGGUGACUCCGCUGGGGGCUUUCCGGCCCCAAUACACUCAUUCAUAGCCACUCCGGGGGCCUGAGCCGUUCCUGCGGGCCCUUCUCGCUCCUGUUUAGGGCCUUUUGUCCAGCGGGUGCUGAGCGGUUUGCGUGCGCGGCCGUUCCAGGCGCAGCCGGCGCUCUGUCGCCUGGGUAAAAUUCGCUGUUGGCGGCCGCCAUUUUCUAGCCCUCCCUCCUUCUGUUUCGGCGCUCUAGCGAGCGGGCGCAGAGGGGGCUGUGAGCGCGGCCCUCUUGUAGGAGGCGGCCGGCGCUCCGACGUCCUUUACUGCCGCGGCUGUGGCGCGGCCUUCCCUGCUUGGGGGGGGGGGUGUGCGCGCGCUUCGCGCGUGCAGGCUCGCCAGGGAGGCUUGUUUUGGUGCCUCUUUCCCCCUCCACAUUGUUUCAGACCCCUGGGGACGGUCUGCCGCGCUCAGGGGCGGCGCUGAGCGCCAAUUUUUUCGGCGCCUUUUUUCGCGCCAAUUUUUCUUCCAGCCUUAUCCCGCCUUGCACGGGGGCUUAACCCCGGCUGCCUGGGGGGGUUGGGGCGGUCUGGGCCUCCCCUGGGGUGGUUGGCUCCCUGGCGGGCGUGCCUAAAAAGGGCGCGAAUCGCCCUUUUGGCUGCAGCAUUUUCGCGCUCUUUUUUCUCAGGCUUUUGCUGCUGUGGUGAGCCUAUGCAGAGCAUUUGCUGUUGCUUUUAGUGGGCGAUUGGCUCCCUCUUGUGGAAGGUUACUGCUACCGCAGGCGGUUUCCUUUAAUUCUUAAGCUGUUCAUUUGGCCUGCCUGCGCAGGCAUCCUUUGUUAAUUCAAAUUGCUUAUUUCAUUAACAGACCAGGUGUGUGCUGUUGACCCGCCACUGGCUGAUAUAAUUUAAUUCAUCUGGUUCAAUCUGACUUAUUUAAUUUAGUUUCAAUUUAAUUUUCAUUUAAUUUUAAACAGUUUAUUUGAUUUUAUUUAUUUAUUUAAUAAUUUAAGUGGUUCAUUUGGCCUGCCUGUGCAGGCAUCCUGUGUUAAUUCAAAUUGCUGAUUUGAUUAGCAUAUCAGGUGUGUGCUGUUGGCCCGCCACUGGCAGACAUUUCAUUCCAUCUGGUUCAAUUUAUUUAAUUCACUUAAGUUCAUUUUAAUUUUCAUUUAAUUUUAAACGGUUCUUAUUUAAUUUUAUUUUAUUUGUUUGGUUAUUUGAUUCAUUUCUUUUAUUUUAGUUCUUUUAAUUUAUUUCCUUCCCUUCCUUCUAUUUUAUUUUAUUAGUCCUGACAGACUUAAUAUAGGCUGCUGAGUUUGGUCUACUGUUAAUAUUUAAUUGAUUCAGAAGUUCACCAUUUGGUUUGUGUUUUGAUCUAACCUUUCUUGACUAGGAUGGCUGACGGCAGUGCAGCACCUCAAAUGCCAGCUCCGGCCAAGGACAGGAGGUCCAAAACAGCCCAGGCUGCGCGUUCUAAGAAUCCUGCAGCGUCUGUUCGCGUGAGGACGAUCAGAGCAAGUCUGGCUGCUGACCCACAGGCCUUGGCCCAAUUUGACGCCGAUUUUGAUGCUCUCAUUCAGCGCUCCGCCGCAUCAGCUCCAUCUACCUCCACUGCUGUGCAGUCGGCAGCGGUGCAACCUUCCGCUGCCGCAGGGCCGCAAGUAUCACAGGCUCCUCCUAAUUUGGUCCUUUCAGAGUCUUCUUCCCCUCCUCUUUCUUCUAGUGAUUUGGAUGACAUUGUCCCACCUUCGGGAAUCCCUGUGCCUGCCCCUCCGGUGGCCCCGCUCCUCGCAGCGCCUGCUGCGCAGGGGAAGGGGAAGCAGCCCCUGAAGCCCGGAAAGAGCGGGCCAAAGGGGGCCGGCGCCAAGGGUCCCACUCAGGUUGCGCAGGCGGGAGGGGCAGACGGGGCGGGGGGCUCUGUCUCACCUCUUAUGUUUUCACAGCCCGCAGUCGCCGCAUCGCGACAAAUUCAGCAUACUUCUUCCUCGGACGGGGACCCCCUCCCGGUGCCAGCCAAAGUAUCGCGCGGCGGUAAACGCCAUAAGAAACGUCGCUCAACGAAGCGUUCGAAGCGUCGUAAGGAGGAUUCGACGACUACCUCCUCGUCAGGCCCUGAGGAAGUGCGGAUUUGGAUAGUUGGGCACUCCAUUGUCCACUGGGCGGGCGACCACGCCGCCAAAUCCACCCUGGGGCUCCAGCUCGGCCUUCCACCCCACGUUCGUUUGACCUGGAUGGGCAGGAGAGGGAUGCGAUGGGGGGAACUCCUCCCGUUGCUCCGCCGCGAGGUUUUUGCUCUUGGGUUCCCUACUGCCUUGGUUCUGCAGCUGGGUGAAAAUGACCUCCCUGAUGUGGACUCUCUUUCUUUGCGUUUGGCCAUGGAGUCUGAUUUGACGCAUCUAAGGACUUUGAUGCCGGGUGUUACAGUAAUAUGGUCCCAGCUGCUUCAGCGCAUUGAGUGGAAGGGUAGCCUUUGCCCGGCUGCCACGGAAAAGGCCAGAAAACGCGUUAACAAUGCAAUUUCUAAGUUGGUCUUAGAGUUAGGGGGGUCUGUAAUUUCUCACCCGGAUAUCACAUUUAAGGCCACUUCCCUCUUUCGUCCCGAUGGAGUUCAUUUGUCCCCGGUUGGGAAUGACACCUGGUUGAGGGAUGUUUCAGAGGGUUUAAAAAGAUGGCUAGGGUUAUGAGUGUUGGCGGCAAGCCGAGGCGGCUUGUUUGGCCGUUAGGCUUUGGUUAAAUGGUUUUGGAGGGGCAUGGCCUAUAGGCCUAUCCCCCAAUUAUUUGCUCCUUAUAGAAGUAUUCCGUUAAAGGAAUCCUGGGGCUCAGGGACUCUAGUCCAUCAUCCGGCCUUAAGCAAGGAUGGUGUGUCCAUUACAGAGCCGAGCCUCGGGGAACACUCCUUGGGGGAAGGAGAGUACUGGGAAACCGUACCUCCAAUCCCUUGGGGUGUUUACUUGACUUACCAACCGCGAGGUAAGUCGGAGUUGGUCCUGACCCAAAUGGUCAGA